AAUGUGUGCAUGCUGUAAUAUUUAUAGAAAAUCAAAAAAUAGUUACUGAAAACAAAAUGUUACGAUAUUUAAAUAAUUUGAAAAGUUUUCGAAAUAGUUUGGCUGUUUUACAAAUAUCCGAAACUGGCCGCUAUUCCCAUGUCUCACGAAAUUGCGUUUAUAUAAAUUCAUUUUCUUUUAGGUAUUUCCACAACAAUGUUCAAUUGAACUGUCAAGAAGACAAUAAAAAACCGAAGACAAUAAAUAAAUUACUCGACCGAAACCACGAUGAAUUGGCUGAUUCCAUAAAAACGAUUAUGUCAAACGUAAAGCAAGGAAAGGUUGAGAGUGCUUUGCAAAUAUAUAAAAAAUGGAGCAAAACAGAAGGAUUUCAUAAGACAGACAUUGUAUAUUUAACAUUGUUGCGAAGUCUUUUAAGUUCAAAACGAAUCGACGAUGCCAAAGCAAUCGUAAUUGAAUUUAAUAGCAACGAAAUAAAAUCAAGCACAACAAAACAAUCUGAUGCAAUUCUCUGCAGUAUAUUUGAUGGGAAUUAUGAAGCGAAUGACUUUAUGUGGUUUGUCGAUAAUAUAAUAUUUACUCAGAAAUAUUGUAAUCAUCGAAUAUUGAACAUAAUUAUGAAAAAUGUAUUGGAAAACGCUAAUUUAGAUGAGACAUGUGAUUUAUUUGGACGCAUUGCUCAUCAAUUCAAAAAGACACCGUUCACUCAACCGAUUGCAUGUGAACUUAUCAAUCGCAAUGAUACCGAUAACCUAGAGAAAAUAUUGACCAUUUUAACAAAAUAUCAUGGACAAAAUAAUUCUAUUCUUCAAAUGGCAUUUGCUUUCAUAACUUGUGGAAGAAAUGAACAAGCCAAACGGAUUUUUAUGUCAUUUGAUGGCAACGAAUUUGCAUCCAAACAAAUAAUGGAUUUUAUUGAUAAUUUAAAAUAUCGACGACAAACAAAAUGUUUGCAUAACUUACUCGAUGCAACCGAAAAUUAUGUAUCGAUUGAAUGCCGAACAAAAAUCUACUCGACACUUUUGGAAUUGUAUGCGAACGAGCCGGAUACAAAUGAAGAAAUACAGAAAUUAGUGGCAGCAAUGAUUGAUGAACAAAUCGUACCGAACGACUUCGAAAAGUCACGAAAAUUAUUGGAACGAAAAAAGAUUGAAAUGCCACAGUUAUGGUACAAAAAUCAUUUGAUGGGCGAUGACGAAGAAAUGUUGCAAUCACAUCUUAGAGCAGAUGAUAUCGAAGAAGCAAACAAAUUUUUCAAUAAAUGUUUAGAAUCUGAAACUUCGCUGCAACGAAAAAUCAUUCGAUAUUGCUUGAAGAAGAAUGCUGAACAUGGACGCAUUGAUAUAUUUGUUCAAUUGAAUGAGAAAUUUGAUGAAUCAACAAAACAACAACUCGACUUUCAUGUACAUGAAUGUGCUGCAUACAUAAAGGCUGGCGAAUGCAAAAAGUAUAUGGAAAUCAUUGAAUCGGCUUCCAGCGAGCAAAAUGCCGCUUUGAAAGUUAUUAACAAACAAGUUGUUAACAUGAUAGAAAGCGAUAAGGAUAUUUAUAAGAGCUAUAUAACGCUGGCCAAACGCUUUGCUGCCAAUGGUCUUGUUAAACCGAUUUGCUUUGCAUGGUUGUAUAAUUUCGUUAAUGACACAAACAAUAAGGAAAAUGAUGAAAUUUGGGAUACAUAUUUAAAACGCCAUCCAACGAUUACUUGCACAAUUAUACCACAAAUUUUAUUUAAACGCAAAGAGACGGAAAAACUUCGUUUAUUUCUGGAUAAAUUGGAUAAAAAACACACUUCCAAAUCUGAAUUGGGCAGAGCAUACAGCUAUCUAAUUGAUAUGCAUUUUUUUUCAGACAAACCUAAUUUUCAGUCAAUAGUAAAAGAGUUAAAAAAAGCAACCAGAUAUAUAGCGUUAAAUGAUUUCAAGCCAAACACAUUGAGUAGAAUCAAAUCAAGUCGAAUUAGUCAAGAAUUUUGGAACAUGAUAAAUAAAAAUUAACGUUCAUUUUAUACAAUGUGAAGGAUGGUAGUGACUUUGGUAAAAAAAACACCAAAGAAGGAGUCUUCAAAACGAGAUCCACAAAGUUCAUACGAUGAUGUCGGCCUCAGAGUCAAGCGCUUGCACGAUACGAUGUUUCGGUUCAAUGUUUUGAAGAAACCAAUUUGGCAUGCGAAGUAGAUGAUCCAAUCGGCGUUCUCAUGUUGUAUUUUUAUUUUAUCAUUUACAUCUUAGUUAAUAAAU
This is a messenger RNA of Contarinia nasturtii (swede midge), 2237 nucleotides long. RefSeq lists its product as uncharacterized. The transcript is spliced from 3 exons. The record is from RefSeq and is a predicted model, not a curated record. NCBI's taxonomy places the organism in Eukaryota, Metazoa, Arthropoda, Insecta, Diptera, Cecidomyiidae. Gene Ontology annotation, molecular function: protein binding. Bases 57 to 1994 code for a protein of 645 amino acids.